Coregonus sp. 'balchen' is the source of this 4389-nucleotide messenger RNA. The record is from the annotation of a GenBank genome assembly. NCBI's taxonomy places the organism in Eukaryota, Metazoa, Chordata, Actinopteri, Salmoniformes, Salmonidae.
AUGUCUAUCACCAACACCCCUUCGAGUAAUGAUGCUUGCCUGAGCAUUGUACACAGCUUGAUGUGUCAUAGGCAAGGGGGAGAGAGCGAGACCUUUGCCAAGCGAGCAAUAGAAAGUCUGGUGAAGAAGCUAAAGGAGAAGAAGGAUGAACUGGACUCCCUCAUCACAGCCAUCACUACCAAUGGAGCUCACCCCAGCAAGUGUGUCACCAUUGGGCGGACUCUGGAUGGCCGUCUGCAGGUAGGGACUACACCAAUGUCUGGGGUGAAGUUUUCCCAAGGUACAUAUCUUGGGUCAGCUUCCCCUCCCCCAAUUAUAACCUUACCCAUUAGUGGGAAAAUGCAAAACUGACCCAAGGUCAGCGUCUAGGGGCAACUUCACCUUACACCACUGUCUGGGGAUCUGCUACAAGUAGCCAGAUGUAAAAAGGGUUAGAUAGCGUUAUAAGUGAGGAUCAUGCCAAGAUGAGGAUAUAGAUAGAUAGAUAGAUAGAUAUAUAUGUAUAUGUGUAUCUAUCUAAUCUAUAUGCGAGAGAAAAAAAACAUGGGGGAUUGGAAGUGAUGCAGACAAUUACAUUGAUGGAAGUUACAAUCAAUCUGCAAUAUUAAAGCUGCUCUACCCCCUAAAAAAAUAUAUAGAUAGAUAUAUAUAUAGAUAUAGAGAUAUAUAUAUAUAUAUAUAUAUAUAUAUAUAAGGUUGAGUAUAAGGACAUGAGACCUAUUAGCACCUCUGGGUGAAGAAGAACGUUUUCAUUGAGUUCAAUCAACCGGCUUAAUCCUGUAAUAUCUUUCAUCCCUGUCCCUCUCAGGUGGCAGGGCGGAAAGGGUUUCCCCACGUCAUCUACACUCGGUUGUGGAGAUGGCCCGAUCUGCAUAAAAAUGAACUGAAGCAUGUGAAAUAUUGCCAGUUUGCCUUUGACCUGAAGUGUGACAGCGUUUGUGUGAACCCCUACCACUACGACCGGGUGGUGUCUCCAGGUAUUGGUGAGUGUACUGAUGUCCCUGGCAUUUGUUUGUGUUGAUCUCCUGUGACUGAUAUCUUUAGCUCAUCAUCGUUUCCAUUUUAUUUCACAGACCUAUCAAGUUUACAACUCACAAGCUCAGGUAAGUGACCUCCAUUUUGAUGGUUAUAUACCUUAUGACGGCAUUAUUUUUUGCCAAUAGCUAGAUUUCCAUCCAAUUGGGGACAGAUUUUACAUUCUAAAAUCUGCAUAAAAACACUAUGCGUAUUUUCCCACCAGAGAUGUUUCUAGAAAAUUGACUUGUUGCAGAUGAAAGGCAGUGUGUGAUGACGUAGUGCACAUUAAAACACCUUUUGCGGUAAUAUUACCACGUACCAACUAGAAAAUACAAGUUCAAUUGUUUGUUUUAGCGCAUUUUCAACUCUACUGAUGGGUUUUCUCACAAACAAUGUGUUCAAUAGCGAGUGUGCCCACUGGUAUUCGCACGUAUAGCCUACAUGAUGAAAUUAUUAUGGACAAAAGAGCAAGAUUAUUUUUAUAUGUCAAACGGCAGCCAAGCAUCGAUGAACAUGUCACCAGAAUAAGACCCUCAAUAUUUAUUGGAAAAGGAGCAUCAAGCUCAUCACCUUGCCCUUUCACCACCCUGUGAAGUUCAUCAUCAUUUAGUUAAUCUGUUGCCUAAUAAACUGCAUGUUUUCCUGAGUCGUAGUUGGAGGACCACAUAACAUGUCAUCAUGUAUUUACUUCGAUGUGAUGGUUAUUAUAUCAAUAUUUGCGCAUCAAAAUGUUUCCACCAACAUAUUCUCGCAUAAUUCAUUUUGCCGACAUGAAAAGAUACCACCUUGUCUAGUGUAUUUUGUUUGGUCGACAUUUGGAAAGUUUAGCGAAACGUUUUCUGUUUCCAUCAGGCCUGUCAUUCUUUUUAUUUUUUUUACCCGACAUGCACUUUACUGGCAUAAACAGAUUGGAUGGAAGCCUGGUUGUCUGUUCUGUUUCUUGUUGACCUUUUAUCUUGACUCUGUGCUGCUCUCAGCUCCCAGCCUGGGACUGAUGGUAAAAGAUGAGUAUGACUUUGACGGCCAGCCCCCACUGCCCACCAUGGACGGGGGUCAUUCCCUCCAGACCAUUCAGCACCCUCCCUCUAGCCGAGGUGGGCCCCCCUCAGAGCCCUUCGGCACCCCUGGCCUGCUGCCCCCCUCUGACGCCAGCACCGCCUCCAGCUCCGCCUUCCCCAGCAUCUCUGUCGGAUCAGGAAGUGAGUUCCAACUCCACCACCCUGUCCACUCCAUCUUCCCAAGUUUUAUGGCUCUUGGUAUCCUCCUCACCCAAAUCAGUAGAGGUCUUGAGUCAUUCGUAGCGGUAAUAAUCCUGGAAAGUUGUUUAUCUAGGUUUGGGAUGUUUGUUUAGCUACAGCCUAACUACACAGGUAAGUUUGUGGCUUACAGACAGAAACCUUGGAGGACAAAUCCCCUAAAUUGCAUGCAAGAAUCACCUCACAGUAAUAUCAAACUCGUCCUGGAAUGUAAUGACUUAGGAAAUGGAACCUGUUUUGUUGGUGGUCACUUACUCUUUUCCCUCUCGUUCGCUAUUAUUAACACGCCCACUUUCCCCUCCCUCUCUGAAAUGCAUCACAGCUCAUUUACUGGGUGUAUGGACAGUGUCGAAGUGUGGGUUCUCCCUACAAUUCUCAUCUGUAGGCAUCUACCUGUGCCCUUACAGAUGCCACCUCCACCUGGGCUAGAAAUAGCAGCUUCACGCCCAACAUGCCUCACCAUCAGAAUGGGCACCUGCAACACCACCCACCCAUGCCUCCUCCAGGACAUUACUGUGAGUCCAUGCCACUAUCAGGAUGAGUAGAACAUGAAUUUAAUUAUUAGAACACAUAAUUCCCGCAACUUACCGAUGUGGCCAGGGUUGAAGGAAUUCCGUUCACGAUUGAUCAUUGUUGCAUUUAUGUUACCCUCACAGGGCCCGUGCACAACGACCUUGGCUUCCAGCCCCCCAUAUCCAACCAUCCAGGUAAGUGAAGCGUGAUGCCUGUUUUUACCUGACAAGGUGUUCAGAGGGCUGUGUUGGUCUGGAGAGGAGAGAAGACUGAGUUUGGGCUGUGGGUCUGUUGCAGCUCCCGACUACUGGUGCUCCAUAGCCUACUUUGAGAUGGACGUGCAGGUGGGAGAGACCUUCAAGGUGCCCUCCACUGGCCCCGUCGUGACAGUGGACGGCUAUGUGGACCCGUCGGGCGGAGACCGCUUCUGCCUAGGCCAGCUGAGCAACGUGCACCGGACCGAGGCCAUCGAAAGAGCCAGGUACACCAGCCUCCUGACCGCUGUUCCUAACCACAACUGUGUUGUGCUUCUGGCUCUGAAUGGAGGUCAAUUCAUGACAUUGCCUUUGGCAGAGUAUUUGGUCAUGCCACUGAUAACUGCUCUUCUUCUGACUUCCCAAGGCUCCACAUCGGUAAGGGGAUCCAGCUGGAGGGCAAAGGUGAAGGGGACGUGUGGGUGCGUUGCCUCAGCGACCAUGCUGUGUUCGUGCAGAGCUACUACCUGGACCGGGAAGCCGGCCGCGCCCCCGGCGACGCCGUGCACAAGAUCUACCCCAGCGCCUACAUCAAGGCAGGUCCCAGCGCCUACGUUUCCUCAGCAUCACCAAUGUGUUGAUUGUUUUGUUAUCCGCCCCCUGGUGUCCAAGCUGUGGACUGCAUGCACUAGGUAGUAAAUGGAUUGGUUUUGUUCCCCUCCCUCCCAGGUGUUUGACCUGCGUCAGUGCCACAGGCAGAUGCAGCAGCAGGCAGCGACGGCCCAGGCUGCAGCCGCGGCCCAGGCAGCCGCCGUGGCCGGGAACAUCCCUGGACCGGGCUCCGUGGGAGGCAUCGCUCCCGCCAUUAGUAAGCAGCACAACACUUCUCUCCUUUUGAGCAACACUAUAAUACUCCCACAGACGCCACACUCGGCUCCUAUUGACUUUCACACAACUUCACACCGGUGAUGUAACCCUCAGAACAACAGAUUACUAAUUACACCCCUCGCACGCCACUUUUCUAAUAGCCCGUUCCAAAAUCAUUUACCAAUCGUCCCAUCCAAUUGUAGCAUCGGUCAGUCAUUGACGAUGCAUAGGAAUCUGUUCUGGAGCUCUUCAUUAGUGUGGAUGUGUGAUGUCGUUGAGCCCGAGUUGGGUUCCAUUACAUUGAAACCUCACCUCCUCUCUCCUACCCAGGCCUUUCGGCAGCCGCCGGCAUCGGAGUGGAUGACCUGAGGAGACUGUGCAUCCUGCGCAUGAGCUUUGUCAAGGGCUGGGGUCCCGACUACCCCCGGCAGAGCAUCAAGGAGACCCCCUGCUGGAUCGAGAUCCACCUACACCGCGCCCUCCAGCUACUGGACGAGGUGCUGCACACCAUGCCCAUCGGUGACCCCCAACCCCUGGACUGA